AUGACGCACCACCGCAUCAACACCUCCUACUUCCAUGGCGGAUCCGCCUCUAUCUUCGUCUUCUUACUCCUACUCACCACCACUUGCUCUGCACCGAUUCCGGGACUGGACACCUUCUUGACCAACCAAUUCCGUCUCGACCCAAAAGCUUCGAACGACUCUUUCGGAUCUCUCUCCUCCUCUCUCAAGCGGUCUCUCUCUUCAGCUUCAUCUUCUCACCACUUCUCCUCUCUCUCUCAGUCACUACUGUCUCUCUCCGUCUCCGUCUCCCUCCACGUCCGCUUCGUCGGCGAUUCGUUCCCUUCCUCAGCCGCCACCACUUUCUCCUCCUUCAUAUCAGCCGCCGUGACUGGAGACAACUUUCACGUGAUCUCUCCUCCUCCCGAUUCCUCCACCGAUCACCGCCUCGCCGUCUCUCACUCUCUCCACCUCGACGCUUCCCUCUCUCCCCCUUCCCUCUCCUCACGCCUCGACACGUCCCUGAAAUCCUUAAUCGCCGGCUCAACCUCUUCCCUCCGAUCUCAGCUCCUCUCCGUCCCCUACAAUUCGAUCGACGAGAUAAUAAAACAAGAGUACGAGAAAGAGAAGCAUGGAGACGGCGGCGUCUACAUCUACUUGAUCUCGCUAGGCCCUCAGUCAAAACCUUACGCAUAUAGCUACUCCCACGGCGACUCCUCCGCCGGAUUCACGAAAUGCCUGGGAAGUAUCUGGACCGGGAAGGAGCGUUACCUCUGGAUCGAUCUCUCCGCCGGACCUGUGGAUUACGGCCCUGCGUUAUCCGGCGACGGGGUUUUACCGAGAGGCGAUUUCCACCCGCUCGCAGCCUUCCACGGCCGUCCCAAAUCGGAGAAAGCUUUGCUUGCGGAUUUAGCCUCGCUCGUGUACAAUGCGUAUCAGGUAUUGAUCGUUCCUUCUCUGAGAGUCCCAGUCUACUUUGAGGAUUCGUUGGUAGUUCAGCUGAUUCACAUUCACGGAUCGGAGACUAAGGAUCCGAACGGUUUAGAUUUCGAAUUUGUCAAGAGAACGUUCAUGGAAGAAGCCAACAAUGGUGGAUUGUUGUUAGGAGAGCAGAAAUUGAGCUUCAAAAGUUUCAGUGUGAAUUACAGAGAGUGCCCGAUUUGUUCUUUCGCUGUAUCUCGUGGCAUGAACUCGUACACGUCUAGGUUCUUGUUUGACAACUACACAUUGAUUGUGAGUGAGUAUUUGGAUUCCAAGCAUAUGCACAGGACGUUGACUGAAUCAGCAGAGGAGCUGAGAAGAGCUGCAGGGAUACACGAAGAAGACGACUUUGCUAGGGUCUUACCUGUUUAUGUGUUUGAUCUUGAUAUCAACACGCCGUUGUUGAUCGAUAGGUAUCACCAGUCUGUUGCUUUCAGAGAUAUGGUCAUUGCUGUUAGAACCAGAGGAACACAGACCGUGAGUGACUAUACCUGCAACGGGCGUCAUGUGUUUGUUCAUACGAGAGAUUUAGAGCGACCUCUCGUCGGUUCCAUUCUCCAGAGCAUGUGGGGCGUGUCGUCGACGCAUUUGACAUGGAGCCCGAGGCAUAACGCGACGCUAGUGGACUACACAUGGAGCGUUGGUCAGACGCCGUUUGGACCUUUCUCUGAUAUCUCCUCUCUGUCGUUUGUUCAGAGAGACGCUGCGAAGAGAAACGUUCUGUUGACAUCUUUGAACACGACUAUAGCUAGUGCGGUGGAUAUUAUCGAUUCCGCGGUGGCUUAUGGAGGAGACGUGAACCUUCUGAAACAGAACCGGCACUCGGAGUUCAUGCAGAGGUGGAAUCUUUUGAAGUACAAGAUUGAGAAAUCGGUUUCUGCGCUGUCGCAUAAUGAUUUCGAGAUGGCUUUGUUCUACCUGAGAUCAGCCUCGCAUGAUUUGUACUCUAUGCAUUCGGUGGUGUACCUCGCGUCGCAAGAAGUGGAAGCGAGUCUCAUCUGUUUCCAAGAUCCUCCGUUCCCUUGGGGAUCUGUUUCAGUGUUUGGGUUAGGGUUAAUGGCUUUGGGUUACGUUUACUCGAAAAGAGAUAGGCUCUUCAGGAGCAAGAGAAAACAGUUCUGA
Molecule: messenger RNA, 2061 nt
Organism: Microthlaspi erraticum
Lineage: Eukaryota; Viridiplantae; Streptophyta; Magnoliopsida; Brassicales; Brassicaceae
Source: the annotation of a GenBank genome assembly